Molecule: messenger RNA, 846 nt
Organism: Fulvia fulva
Lineage: Eukaryota; Fungi; Ascomycota; Dothideomycetes; Mycosphaerellales; Mycosphaerellaceae
Exons: 2
Coding region: 1-846 (281 amino acids)
Source: RefSeq, a predicted model, not a curated record
AUGAAGCAAGCAUACCACAGCAAGACGUAUAAGGAAAGCAGCACAAAGUACCACCAAGAAGUCGGCACACCUCACGUCAUGGCACCAUCAGCACAAUACACCCCAGAUGAGCGCAGCAAAGGCGUAAGACUAGCAGCCAAAAGGACAAAAUACGACCAAGACCUCGUUCACGGCAUCCUGAACGAAGUCCCCAUCCUCCACGUCGCCUUCAACGCACCCCUAAAAGAAGGACCUUCAUUCCCAACAAUCCUCCCGAUGCUCGGCGCAGUCGCAACAUACCCCUCCGACUCAGAAGCCAGCCUAUACCUCCACGGCUCCUCCGUGGCACGCCUCUUCCGCCUAACGAACGGCGGUGGUGAACUGCCCCUCUCCGUCUGUGGCACCUUCGUAGACGGCUACGUCCUCGCCCUAGCGCCCUUCCACAACAGCUGUAAUUAUCGCUCCGCGGUGGUGUUUGGAUACGGCAGUGUGGUCGAGGAUGAAGACGAGGUUCAAUUCGCGUUGAGACUCAUUACGAACAAUAGUAUUCCCGAGCGGUGGGACAAUAGCCGCAAACCACCCCGUAAGGAUGAGAUCCAGUCGACGGGCGUGGUGAAAGUGAGGAUCGAGACCGCGUCUGCGAAAGUCCGAACGGGCGGACCGAGCGAUGAGAAGGCAGAUUUGCAGAAUGCGGAGGUUGCGAAUAAUACUUGGAUUGGUGUUGUGCCGACGUAUUUCACUCUGGGCCAGCCGAUUGCUGGAGAGGAGAAUAAGGUGAAAGUUGUUCCGGAGUAUUUGCAAGAUUGGGUAGCUGAUGCGAACUCGUUGAACGAGCAGAAGGCCAUUGACGCGGUGCUCGAGGGUUGA